This is a messenger RNA of Limulus polyphemus (Atlantic horseshoe crab), 2757 nucleotides long. RefSeq names its product leucine-zipper-like transcriptional regulator 1 (gene Lztr1). Lineage: Eukaryota; Metazoa; Arthropoda; Merostomata; Xiphosura; Limulidae. Bases 133 to 2475 code for a protein of 780 amino acids. Gene Ontology annotation, cellular component: Golgi apparatus. The transcript has 23 exons. Gene Ontology annotation, molecular function: protein binding. The record is from RefSeq and is a predicted model, not a curated record.
CUAACAGCAAAAACAUUCAAUGGAAGGUUAAGCUAGGCAGUUUAUUGACAGCAUAUUAUGUAUAGCUAAUAUUUUAAGACAAUUUGUCUGGUGUGGUUUUUAUUGUCACUGUCAAUUUUACUGUAAAGAAAGAUGGCAAUAGCUCGUCCACCUGGAAUGGAGUUUGAUCACAACUGGCCUGAAAGUGCAGAGUGUUUGACUCUCGAUUUUGGCCCGUUUGAGACUGUUCAUCGUUGGAGGAGAAUGCCAGAAUGUGAUGAGUUUGUUGGGGCUCGAAGGAGCAAGCAUACCGUUGUAGCUUACAAGGACGCUAUAUACGUAUUUGGAGGAGACAAUGGGAAACACAUGUUGAAUGACUUGUUGAGAUUCGAUGUUAAGGAUAAGUCUUGGGGCAGAGCCUUUACAACAGGAUGUCCUCCAGCACCAAGGUAUCAUCAUUCUUCAGUUGUUCAUGAAAACAGCAUGUUUGUUUUUGGAGGCUACACGGGAGAUAUUCAUUCUAACUCCAAUUUAACAAACAAGAAUGAUCUUUUUGAAUACAAGUUUACCACUGGUCUGUGGAGUGAAUGGAGGUUUUUUGAUGGAAAUGUUCGUAGAAUGCCAGUUCCACGAUCUGCCCAUGGUGCUGCAGUUUAUGAUGGUAAACUGUGGAUAUUUGCCGGCUACAAUGGCAAUGCCAGGUUAAAUGACAUGUGGACAUUCUCUUUGUUAGGAGACUCAAAGUCGUGGGAAGAAGUUCCUCAACGGGGAGAUUGUCCCCCCACAUGUUGCAACUUUCCAGUGGCUGUAGCAAGAGAUAGUAUGUUUGUGUUUUCUGGUCAGAGUGGUGCCAAGAUAACAAACAGUCUCUUUCAGUUUCAUUUCAAGGAGAAAUACUGGACUCGAAUAUCUACUGACCAUAUAUUACGUGGAGCUCCACCACCACCAACACGCCGCUAUGGACACACGAUGGUGGCAUUUGAUCGUCAUCUUUACGUCUUUGGUGGUGCAGCAGACAGUACUUUACCUAAUGACCUACACUGUUUCGACUUGGACUCGCAACUUUGGUCAAUAAUCCAGCCAUCACCGGAUAGUGAGGUACCUUCGGGAAGACUUUUUCAUGCUGCAGCUGUGAUUGGGGAUGCCAUGUACAUAUUUGGAGGAACUGUUGACAACAACGUUCGUAGUGGAGAAAUGUUUCGCUUCCAGUUCUCCUGUUAUCCUAAAUGUACCCUACACGAAGAUUUUGGUAAAUUAUUAGAGAGUCGGCAGUUCUGUGACGUAGAGUUCUUGGUGGGAGAGGAAGAGCACAAGAUUCCUGCACACAUAGGGUUUGUUGCAGCUCGUUCCCAUUGGUUAAGAAACAAGGUUCGACAAGCAAGAGACAGACACAGAGAAAUGCUGGAGCAAACUGCUGUGAGUGACUACCACCCAAUGUCAGGAAAGCGGAACACACUUUUACUGCAGGUCAAGUUGAAAGAUGCUGUUCCUGAAGCUUUUGAACUUGUUCUUACUUACAUUUAUACUGACCGUAUAGACCCAACUAAGAAAAGUAGAGAUCCACUUAGUAACAAGAUUGUUCUUUUAAUGAUGGAUGUUUACCGACUAGCUGUACAGUUUCACAUGAGGCGACUCGAGCAGCUUUGCGUACAGUACCUAGAAUCAGCUGUCAAUCACAGAAAUGUUCUUGUGGCCCUGCAGAAUGCAUCAGAUCUUAAAUUGGACUUCAUCAAGGAAUUCUGCCUCAAGUUUAUUGUAAAGGAGAGUAAUUACAACCAGAUCGUGAUGAGUAAAGAGUUUGAAACUAUUGCGCAGCCUCUCAUGGUGGAAAUUAUACGACGGCGACAAGUGCCCGCUGUUCGACCUUUAACCGAACCGCAGUGCGACUUGGCAGGUACAACUUUAGAGCAAGAUAUGGAAGCAUUCCUGAAGGGCACUGGCACAGAAUUCUGUGACAUCACUUUGAUGCUGGAUGACCAACCAAUCCCGGCUCACAAGGCAAUUCUUGCUGCAAGAUGUAGCUACUUCGAAGCCAUGUUUCGUUCUUUCAUGCCUGAAAACAACACUGUCACAAUUGCCAUUGGUGAAAUGAUUCCUUCAAUGCAGUCUUUCCAUACGUUGCUACGGUAUAUCUACUAUGGAGAUGUUACCAUGCCUCCGGAGGAUUCUUUGUACCUCUUCUCAGCUCCUUACUUCUAUGGUUUUACCAACAAUAGACUCCAGGCUUUUUGCAAGCAAAACUUGGAGAUGAAUGUAACGUUUGAAAACGUAAUCCAGAUUUUGGAAGCAGCAGACAGGAUACAAGCUUUUGACAUGAAGAAACAUGCACUAAAUUUGGUCGUCCACCAUUUCCCUAAGGUGGCUCGACUUCCUCGAAUUCGAAGUCUAAGUCGGGAACUUCUAAUUGAUAUCUUGGAAGCCCUUGCAGAUGAUAUGAGUGAGUCGAAACUUUGCCAAGACAUGUCCUCUGCUAGUCUGUGUGGUGAUUCUGUGUAGACUUGGUAAGUCUAAACUUUGCCAACACGUAGUCUGCUAGUCCGUGUAGACUUGGUAAGUCCAAACUUUGCCAACACGUCUCCUCUGCUAGUCUGUGUAGACUUGGUAAGUCCAAACUUUGCCAACACGUCUCCUCUGCUAGUCUGUGUGGUGAUUCUGUGUAGACUUGGUAAGUCCAAACUUUGCCAACACGUGUCCUCGGCUAGUCUGUGUAGACUUGAUAAGUCCAAACUUUGCCAACACGUGUCCUCUGCUAGUCUGUGUGGUGAUUCUGUGUAGACU